This is a messenger RNA of Toxotes jaculatrix (banded archerfish), 840 nucleotides long. RefSeq names its product transmembrane protein 238-like. The record is from RefSeq and is a predicted model, not a curated record. Bases 187 to 516 code for a protein of 109 amino acids. The transcript is spliced from 2 exons. Lineage: Eukaryota; Metazoa; Chordata; Actinopteri; Toxotidae.
ACAAUAUGUUGUCGGAGCGCCAGUAAAACAGCAGGACAGGUAGAACAGGUGACGCGGUGUCAGGUUUCAGUGUCGACUGUUGGCUUUCCCACACAGCCGAUCCGGAAAGUUUCAAAACACACGAUUUCCAUUGUAAACACAUUUGAAUUUGGAAUAGUCCGCAAACUGGUUCCGUUAAGUGUAGCUAUGGCAACCAAGUAUGACGGCCUGUCCCACUGUAAGCUGGCCCUAGUGUUUGCUGUUCUGAUGGACCUGUUGGGUGUGAUAUCCCUGCUGCUGGGGGUCUUUGCUCCACUGGAGAUACAUGGGCAAGACUUUGGGGACCUACUAGUGUAUUCAGGAGCGCUGCUGGUGCUACUGUCCCUGGCAGGCUGGGUCAUGUGGUACAGUGGCAACAUUGAGGGUCUGACCUCCAAAAAGGAGUUGGGAGGAACUGUGGGUGGAGCUGUGGACCGCCUUGCCCACUCUCUAAGCCGCAGAAUAAGGCUCCCCAGGACUCGCAGCAGCCCAACAUAAGAAGUGGAACCAAAAUAUACCAGAAACUAACCGGCUGACUUUGACUGCUGUUACAUGAAAGGCCCCAGGUUAGGAUGCCCUUAACCAGGUGGCAGGCCAAACUGCCUGAGUCACAGGAGUGUCACUGCUGUUUAUCCUCUUGUGGAGUUAACAGACAUGUUACUCACACACAAAAAAAGUAAUUCAUUGUGUUUUCAUAUGGAAAACUUGGAGAAUUUGUAUCUCUGGUUAAUAAAUUGUAAGUGGAGUACAAUCCAGAUUAUAAUCUGAUAUGCACUACUAUAAAUUCCAGUGUAUAAAGAUUAAAAAGAUUAUUCUCCAGUA